Molecule: messenger RNA, 5314 nt
Organism: Mizuhopecten yessoensis (Yesso scallop)
Lineage: Eukaryota; Metazoa; Mollusca; Bivalvia; Pectinida; Pectinidae
Product: nucleoredoxin-like protein 2
Exons: 3
Coding region: 73-828 (251 amino acids)
Biological process (GO): sensory perception; photoreceptor cell maintenance
Source: RefSeq, a predicted model, not a curated record
CCAACCGGAAAUAAAUGUCUCGAGGUAAACAAGAAAAGCUAUCCUAGCUCGCUGCUGAGCAAAAUCACAAGAAUGAACAACAUUACAAAUGAAGAAGAAGUCAUCAAAACAUUUGAAGACCUCCUUGUAGACAAAGAACUUCUAACAAGUAACUUUUUCAUUGUCCCAGAAGAGAAAAUUUUCAUGAAAGAGGAAGAACGAGAAAUCAAAGAGGACACCAAUGAACAGAAAGGUGAAGACGCUGAAGAUGUAAAACAUGUGAAGGAAGAACUGUCAGAACAAAUCACAGACAAAGAGAAUGAAACAAAAGACACAGAUGGUGAAAGUAAUACAACUGUAAACAAUGGCCGGGUGGAGGCUUUGAAGGCCAUAGAAAAGAAACUAGUUGGACUGUAUUUUUCAGCAGGCUGGUGUCCCCCUUGUAGACAGUUUACACCCUUACUGAAGGACUUCUACGAGGAAACUCAACGACGCAGUGCUCCAUUUGAAGUGGUGUUUGUCAGCUGCGACAAAAAGGAGGAGGACAUGGCAUCAUACUACAGAGAAAGUCACGGCGACUGGCUGGUUGUUCCAUUUGGAGACCAACUCCAGGAUGAUCUGAAGACAAGAUUCAACAUCACAGCUGUGCCAAAGUUAAUCAUUGUAAACAAUGCUGGUGAUGUCAUAACCUUGAAAGGCCGCAAGGAAAUCCAGGACAAGGGUAUCGUCUGCUUUAGGACCUGGCAGGAAAUCGCCACAUUCAGAGAGAACAGGUCAAAAAGUCAAGCAUCAGCUGCAGGCCUUACAGACUCGAAGGAGGAAGAGGGAGAUAAAUCGACGCAAGCUUGAAUUUAUUUUCAACACACAACAUAUUAUUAUGUUUAUGUAGCUAUUCAUCACAAUGGAUAAAGAUUUGUAACAUACUCUCAACACAUUUGUCACCAUGGCCAUGAACACAGACAUCAAACGACAACAACAGGAAGGGUACCAGCCAUGCUACAACAUAUUUGAUAUCGCGGUACCACACAUGCCAUAUCUAACGACAACAGCAGGAAGGGUACCAGCCAUGCUACAACAUAUUUGAUAUCAUGGUACCAUUCAUGCCAUAUCUAACAACAACAACAGGAAGGGUACCAGCCAUGCUACAAUAUAUUUGAUAUCGUGGUACCAUACAUGCCAUAUCUAACAACAACAACAGGAAGGGUAUCAGACAUGCUACAACAUAUUUGAUAUCGCGGUACCACACAUGCCAUAUCUAACGACAACAGCAGGAAGGGUACCAGCCAUGCUACAACAUAUUUGAUAUCGUGGUACCACACAUGCCAUAUCUAACGACAACAACAGGAAGGGUACCAGCCAUGCUACAACAUAUUUGAUAUCGUGUUACCAUACAUGCCAUAUCUAACAACAACAACAGGAAGGGUAUCAGACAUGCUACAACAUAUUUGAUAUCGUGGUACCAUACAUGCCAUAUCUAACAACAACAGCAGGAAGGGUAUCAGACAUGCUACAACAUAUUUGAUAUCGUGGUACCAUACAUGCCAUAUCUAACGACAAAUGGCUCACCAACAAGUUGAACUUAAUGUAGACAAUGCACUUGUAGGGUUGAAAAAGAUGUUCUUUGAACUACGACUUCGAACCGAUUACUUUCAUACCUUGUAACCCUAUAUGGCAAAAUUAAGAUCAUUUUAAAAGAAGAUUGUCAAUAUUUUUAUCAAGAGUUGAACAAUAAUUUUACACCAUCAGUAGUUCAAGUAUUAGGAGGAUCCAUGUUAUAAAGUUAACUGUCCAUUUUAUCAUGUUUGAUGCAUCCUCGAUUUCCAGGGGUUACGUUUCCUGUAGAGAGCGUAGGAGAUCGUAACCUCUGGAAAUCUAGGAUGUGUUUGAUGAUGCCACUGGCAUAAUGAUUAUCUUUUUCUGAAAAGGAAAGUCACUUGCCCAACUGUAUAUUUGAUAAAUUCAGUCAGGUACUUCCUUUUGCUCCUUUGCUGGGAAGGGAGAAAAAAAUGUUAAGAAUAAAUAGGCUAUAGUUUAAGAAUAUAUGGAAUGUUGAUCUGAAAAUUGAAUGGAUGAAAUACUUGAUGGGAAAAAUAACAAAAGGCCCAGAGAAACUGUAAUUCUCACCUGGAUAUUUAAGUAAGCAUGGCAAAAUAUUAUCAUUCAAAUACAGCAAUUGCUUUUCAAUUGACUUUCAGCAUCCAGGGGGCUAACACCCUUCUUUAUACAUCAUUUGAUUUCCUGAUUCCAGGGAGGCCCCUUAAGUAAAUUUGGUUGAAAUGUGACAAACUAUUAACGGAGGAGGAGUUGGCUUGCAACUACUUAAAUUCUCAGAUUACACUGUUUUGUUCACAGUCCCUAGGGGAGCUAGUAUUCCUUAACCCUUUCACCACUGUAGACCAAAAUGGACUUUUCCAGAUCAAUGUAUGGUAGAGUUUAUAAAAAGUUACAUAGGGGUGAAAAGGUUAACACAAGAAUUGAUUCUCUUGUCAAAGGAAUCAAGAAUGCUUCAUACACCAUAUGAAUUAGAUACGGAGGGGAUUCCAAAUGUUUUCAUCUAUUUGUUUUGUCUGUUUUCCAAUCCUAUUCUUUUAAAGGAUGUACCUUCUUGGAAACACAGGUUUUUACUUUACCUUAAGUCAUGUUAAGGGGAUACGCUACCAAACAUGCUAUUCCUGUAAUUUGUGAGAGAGUUUCCUCCCUUAAAACUCCCAUUUAAUUAGCAUUUUGUUUCUAAAUGUGUCAUCAAUAAAUUACUGUACACUGGGAAACAUUUGCCAAGUCAAAGUCAAAUAUUCACCCUUGACAGUUGAAAUCUAUGUUCACCCAGUGUUAAUUUCGACCUUCACAUGUGAUUAUACUAUACAUGGUAUUCUGUGUACUACUUUUUUGCUAUUCACCCUCAUCGCUGAGGGCAAAAACAGACAAAAGUGGAACUGCAGCAAAUAUUCCUGGUAAAUUGUAACUAUGUCUUAAUACCUUAUAAAAGCAAUUUCCAUAUUUUUUUUUAGUGUAGAAUUCUUUUGUAAAUUAGAUGCUGACUAGCAUAAGGUAGUAUAUAUCUUUAAGUACCUGUCUUAUAUGUAUGAGUGAUAUUCUAUACAUUACAUAAUGAUAUAAGUUACACAUAAAUUCACGUUUGUGUGGGAAUCUGAAAUGACUUAGUGUAAUGUUAAUUAAAAAUAUCUCACAUAUUGUCUGUAAGUUAGCUAUAAAAUAGCAUCAGUCAAAUGAGUCAUGGCUUUUUUUUAUAUUUCUAAAGACACCCAGUACUUCAAUUUAAAUUAAGUUUAAUCAGAUCUUGUUUUUAAGUUUUCAUUUGAUACUUUGUAGAAGCACAGUGCAUGUAGUGAAUGAAAGAUAUAAAAGGCAAGAUGUUUUAACUUAGAAAGUUUAGAAACCCUACUUUUAACGAGAUAUAUUUGAACAUACUUACCAUUAUAUUUUGGAAUAUUUUUGUACCGAUUUGUAAAAAUAAAAUAUUUAAGGUAAUAUGCAUUUUGUGUAUCAGCAAUACAGGAGACAGUGUGUAGCAGUUGGCAGAGUAAAAUAUACAAUUUCCAAUCAAAAUUCCAUUUAUGCUAUGUCUGGUAGCUGAAUUGAUUUGUUCUUGUUAUUCACAGCAGAUAUUCCAAUAAGACUGAAAUCUGGACAUAUUUGAGACAUUUUACAAUCUGGACAUAUUUGAGACAUUUUACUUAGAUUUCUAUUGUAUCCCAAAACAAAAGGCCCAUGGAUCUGUAUCACUCUGCUGUUAUCAAUGCUAUUGGCAAACACAUCUCACAUCUUUGACCUUCAAAGUUGGUCAAAUUUCUUUAAACAAAUAUGACAGCAAGCAAACUUAAGGCUUAAUAUCAUAACUUUUCAUUUGAUGAACAAUUCCGACAGCCCCUCACUCCAGCAUGCUAUAUGUCAAGUAUAAUCAUGAUACUAGGCAUGCAAGUUAUUCUGAAGUUGUUUUAUAGGUUUUAACACCUUUAAUUUGACCACGGUUGCCUUGAAAGUGGGUCAAUGUCAUUCAUUUGAACAAAAGUUAAAGCCAGCAUGCUACAGUCCAAUAAGUAUGACCAUAGGUUUAUUGGUUAUUCGAAAGAAGUUGUUUUAACACAUCUGAACGAUGCAAAUUUAAAAGAGAAUCUUUGAAGGUCACAUAUGUGAAAUGAAUAACAGGUAAGUAAUACAAGCCCAUUGGGCCUCUUGGCUGGCCUUUGUGUUAAAAAAAAACCAUGUUUUUAACCCAACUGCUGUCAUCAACUAAAUCUAUGCAUAGGUCAGUGUUUCUAAGUAUCCAGCAUACUCGCAACAAAAAUAACAAAACUAUUGAAUUAUUUUAGUUAUUUAUUUGACAUCAGUUCUAUUCCUAAACCUAGUAACAAGUGAAACGAUAUAGCAUGACUAACACCACUCUCACUCCAGCCACUCCGCGACUAGGUCAAAGGUCAACACCCUGAAGGUAAGAGGGACGGACAUGUAAGACUUUACUAAUCUGUUCAUCAACCAUCUAGUGCUACAUCUAGUGGCAAGUUUCUACAAUAUAUACCAUCAUUAUAACAACAUUCAGCUACUGUUUCAAGUUCUCAAGGUCACUGUACAUGCUUUGGUAUAAACUGAAAUACGUGAUACAAUCAUCUCCUCUUUGAUUUUCCAAAAUAAUUCUUGAAAUGACUUGAUAUUAAGGUGUUUUUAUAAAUCUUGUCUGAAAAUGAAAGUGGCUGUUUUUAAUCAGUAAACAUGACAAAUUAAUUAAAAAUUAACAACUGAAGACUAAUACUGGCAUUAAACCUUUUGGUUGAGAACUUGUGUUGUUAAACAGCUUGAAGUUAUAUUGUACCGUCAUAAUGCUAAUACUUACAGUGUAGUUCAAAUAGCUGGUUCACUACUCAAAUUACUUAUUGGUAACUUAUAUAUAGGUACAUGAUGUACAAUGUAAUUACCAAACUUGUUAAAGUCAAAUUGAUUACUGGUUAACUAGGCAAAAUUCACUUCUUGAUACUAGUCAAACCGGCUUACUGUACAAGUUGGAUAUGAUUACAUCAUAUUACAUUUAAAUCUUAUUAUUAUUUUCUUUCUUUUGGUAAAAGCCAUUUACAUAUACUGUAGGUCUACAUAGAAUAAGUAUUUGUCAACCUUUUACCACAGGGGUUUGUUAGGCAAGAAAACUUUCGACAUAAUAUACAUAUGGUUUAUAAUCGUUGUCUUAUAGAUUAUUUCUUACCCUGCAAAGCCUAGGUCUGUGUACUGUUCAAAUGUUGAUGUGCAUCUCAGAACUAUUAUGGUGUACAAAUAGUUUUUAUCUCAGAACUAUUAUGGUGUACAAAUAGUUUUUAUCUCAGAACUA